Molecule: messenger RNA, 457 nt
Organism: Pterocles gutturalis (yellow-throated sandgrouse)
Lineage: Eukaryota; Metazoa; Chordata; Aves; Pterocliformes; Pteroclidae
Gene: PEX7
Product: peroxisomal biogenesis factor 7
Exons: 5
Biological process (GO): protein import into peroxisome matrix
Cellular component (GO): peroxisomal matrix; cytosol
Molecular function (GO): protein binding
Source: RefSeq, a predicted model, not a curated record
AUGGUACAACGUCUGCGUUCUGUGGCCCGGGAGGGGGCCGCCCUUGGGAGCUUUGGUGGUGGUUGUGGAACUCUGGCAGUGCUGGAACAAAAUGAAGCUGGGAUUACUCUGCUCGGGAGUUUUGACUGGAAUGAUGGCCUGUUUGAUGUGACUUGGAGUGAGAAUAAUGAACAUGUGCUGAUCACUUCUAGUGGAGAUGGAUCCCUGCAAAUCUGGGAUACAGCUAAAACCAAAGGUCCGCUGCAAGUCUACAAAGAGCACACUCAGGAGGCAUAUAGUGUUGACUGGAGCCAAACUAGAGGAGAACAGCUAGUGGUGUCUGGUUCAUGGGAUCAAACAGCCAAGCUGUGGGAUCCAGCUGUGGGGAAGUCAUUAUGCACUUUUAAAGGCCAUGAAGGGGUCAUUUACAGCACUAUAUGGUCUCCACACCUUCCUGGUUGUUUUGCAUCUGCCUCAG